Messenger RNA from Phytophthora sojae, 1257 nucleotides. RefSeq lists its product as hypothetical. The transcript has a single exon. NCBI's taxonomy places the organism in Eukaryota, Oomycota, Peronosporomycetes, Peronosporales, Peronosporaceae. The coding region runs from base 1 to 1257 and encodes 418 amino acids. The record is from RefSeq and is a predicted model, not a curated record.
AUGGUGAAGCUCUUCUGUGCCAUCGUUGGGGUGGCGGGAGCCGCUUUUCCAGUGGACAUCGACGCGGAGCAGUCGGUGGGGGACUUGAAGAAGGCGAUCAAGGCGGAGAACCCGGCGACGAUCACGGGCGACGCCAAGGACCUGCAGCUCUUCCUGGCGAAGAAGGACGGCGCGUGGCUGAAGUCGAAGGAUCUGCUCCGGAUGCGGAAGGGGGAGAUCUCCGAUGAAGUUGAGAGUCUCUACAUGAAGGAGGAAUUGGACGAUCCGACGGACAAGAUCUGCGCAAAAUUUCCCAGCACAAUCCCCGACGGAACGAUUCACGUGCUGGUGGUGGUUCCGGUUGGUGCAGUUGGUUCAGCGAGCGAGACUUCCAGGAUGGAUCAAGUGGUCCAAGAGGUGCACGAAAUUCAUGCGCAAACUGUGCUGACCAAGCGCAAGACAUAUGUCCACUCGAACGUGGGUUCGACCGAGUACAAGGAACUUCUGGACGCCUUCAACAUUAAGGUGCAACCUGUGCGUAAAGCUGCUGCUAAGUGGGGUGAAGUCAAGGGGUUCACAUGGGACAUGAAACUCAGCGAGGAGAAGCAGAAAGAUGAAUAUCGCGAGUAUGUUGACAGCAACAUUGGCGAGCUUCUCCAGGAGGAGAAGCUUUGCGUGUUCGGUGUGGAAAAUACGACAGAUAUUCUCCGAGUUGUUGUCAACGACUCCAACAUUGAGCUCCGGGGUCGCACCGAUCUUCUCAUACUCAGUGAUAUCGUCAUGGAGAGCGCGGAUUAUGCGCUGGACUUGCCUGAAGUGAAGAUGCUGAUUGAUGUGAAGAAAAAGGUUGAAAGACAAUCUGUCUUCCAGGCGAUGUCAGAGCUAAUUGCUCUGGCUCUGCUUGCCGACGACCCAGUGGUUGCACUGCUUACUGACUUCAACGGCGAUUGGCGAUUCUUCUGGGUCGCCGGGAAGGAAAACAAUACCACUUGCGUCAACAAAGUGAACAUUACGAAUCCAGGUGAAGCUUUCGAGUUGAUCAGGCAGCUACUGAAGCCUACGGAUAUCAUGACCCCAGUGCUUCAAGACCCUGUGAAGCGCCAGAAGUUAUCCCGGGUGUUGCCGUCCAUCAGCGAGGCCAGUGAAAGUGGCGGGAUUCGUGAGAGCAUCGAACGAUACUAUGACAUCGCCAGUUGUUUAGGCCCCGACUUGGACAUGGCGCGUGCUGUGGCUAGACAGGUCACUCGAUCUAUUCCCACGAUGAGUUAUUUCAGCUAA